CCUCAACCAUGGUAUGGGAAACCCGCUGGCAACCUUGGCGAAGGGCAGGGCUGUGUCUAGGCGGGGGCGCGGGAAAGGAGGAGUCAGCUGGGGAGAGAACCCACCCCAAGGCAUGACAGAGCCAGCCAGGAGGGUGCCGUGCGCUUGCUGCUGCCCAGACGGUGCUGUGCAUUGUUGUGCUGCGCUUUUUUGCGCCUCCUGCUGCUAUGCGGGAUUACGACGAUCUGAUCGCCUUCCUGGGCGAGUGGGGCCCCUUCCAGCGCCUCAUUUUCUUCCUGCUCAGCGCCAGCAUCAUCCCCAACGGCUUCAACGGCAUGUCUGCCGUCUUCCUGGCCGGCACGCCGGAGCACCAGUGCCGAGUGCCCGCCAGCGCCAACCUCAGCAGCCAGUGGCUGAACGCCAGCAUCCCGCUGGAGGAGCGCGACGGGCGGCAGGUGCCCAGCCGGUGCCGCCGCUACCGCCUGGAGGCCCUGCGCAACUUCUCCGCCCUGAGCCUGGAGCCCGGCCGCGACGUCAACCUCAGCCAGGUGGAGACCGAGAAGUGCCUGGACGGCUGGGAGUACAGCCGCGACCCCUACCUCUCCACCAUCGUCUCCGAGUGGAAUCUGGUAUGUGAUGAUGACUGGAAAACCCCCUUAACGACAUCUCUGUUUUUUGUGGGUGUGCUUCUUGGAUCCUUUAUAUCAGGACAGCUCUCUGACAGGUUUGGCAGAAAGACCAUUCUGUUUGCAACUAUGGGUGUACAGACAGGUUUCAGCUUCCUGCAGAUCUUCUCAACCAGCUGGGAAAUGUUUACAGUGCUGUUUCUUAUAGUUGGCAUGGGACAGAUCUCAAACUACGUUGUGGCCUUCAUAUUAGGCACAGAAAUUCUUGGCAAAUCAGUUCGUAUUAUAUUCUCUACAUUAGGAGUUUGCAUAUUUUUUGCAAUUGGCUACAUGUUGCUGCCACUAUUUGCUUACUUCAUCAGAGACUGGCGGAUGCUGCUACUGGCUCUGACUGUACCAGGGGUAUGCUGCGUUCCACUGUGGUGGCUGAUUCCUGAAUCUCCCCGAUGGUUGAUCUCUCAAGGAAGAUAUGAAGAAGCUGAAAGGAUUAUUCAAAAAGCUGCAAAAAUGAAUGGUAUUCCAGCUCCAGAAACACUCUUAGAUCCAGUAGAGGUGCAGGAUUUGAAUGCCAUGCAGCAAAAGGCAAUACUUCUGGACUUGUUCAGAACUCAAAACAUUGCAGUGAUCACUGUCAUGUCUCUUCUUUUGUGGAUGUUCACCUCUAUUGGCUACUUCGGUCUGUCACUCAACACCUCCAACCUGCAUGGAAAUGCCUACCUCAAUUGCUUCCUGUCAGCUGUAAUUGAAGUUCCAGCCUAUGUGAUUGCCUGGCUUCUCCUUCGGACUCUACCUCGGCGUUAUUCGAUAUCUGGUACACUGUUCCUGGGAGGAGGUGUAAUCUUGUUCAUUCAGCUGGUACCUGCAGAUCUUUACCUUCUGUCUCUUAUUCUGGCAAUGCUGGGGAAAUUCGGGGUCACAGCCGCCUUCUCCAUGCUUUAUGUCUACACUGCAGAACUGUACCCAACCAUUGUAAGGAACAUGGCUGUGGGUGCUACCUCCAUGUCCUCCCGGGUGGGCAGCAUCAUUGCUCCUUACUUUGUUUACCUUGGUGCCUAUGACAGGUUUCUACCUUACAUCCUUAUGGGCAGCCUGACUGUGCUGAUAGGGAUUCUUACCCUCUUCCUCCCAGAAAGUUAUGGGAACCCUCUACCAGAGACGUUUCAAGAAAUGUUGCAAGUUAAAGGAUUUAGAAACAGAAAACUUACAACCAAAAUAGAUUAUUCAACGAAGAAUGAACUGAAUGACAAGAACUUGAUUACACAGCUAUGAUUAUACAUUUCUGCCUUUUGAGAUAUGGACACUCUGGACUUUAAAAAAUGUAAUUCUGAAUAGAAAUGAAAAGUCGUUAAUGCUACUGGAAGGUUGUUGUCAUCAUCCUACAAUUCACAGCUGCCGUGUACCAAAUUUGUGGAUUUUCUUCGGAGUUACUGUCAGCACAUAUAAAUCUCAUCAAUAUCUUUUUUAGUGUCUUCAUAUUUUAAAAAUCUUUUCAUUACAGUAUUACAUAUUUUUCAAAAGCAGGCCACAUAUAAGUCUUGAGAGAAGUGAAAAUACAUUAUACAGAGUCAAAAGCUUUUUAGGCUUGUUUUGAAAAUCAUAACUUUAAUCUUUAACAGGAAAAAGCUUGUAAGACAAAAAUUCACAACAACAAAAAAGUUGUUGUUCUUACUUAUCCAUUAAGAUAACUUCUUUGCAUCAGAAUUUCUGAAGGAAGAAAAACACCUCAGCUGCUGUGUUAUGUUUCUAUCAUACCACCAUAAAAGCCCAUUAUGAAGUUGGACAUUUUUGCUUGUUUGUGUUUCAGGCCUUGUACUAUAAAUUAUUUGGAAAUCAGAUUGAAAAAAUGAAAGAGUAUAUUGCCUGCAACACAUUUUAUGGUUUCUUUAUGAACGUUUGAAAAAAUUGCUAGAGAAUCAGCAGAUAUUUGGACCAGCUCUACAUUUGUGCCAAGUAAAGCUGGCAAAUUAUUGUAGUGAAAUUCCCUUCUGUGCCAAGUCAAGGCAUCUGAAUUGCAAAAUGUCCUGGUUUGACAGUUUAAAGUAGGAGGAGAGUUUCCUAAUUCUAUGUAUGAAUGUGAGGCCCAUUUCAUAUGUUAUCGUUAUCUACAGUAGCAUCAAAAAUAACUCACUACAGUUGCUUCUCUGAUGCAGUAUCUGUUGUUAAUGAAUUAAUCAAGUCUUGGGAAUGGAGUGUGUGCUUGCAGUCAAAACAGUACAUGUAGGUGGGGACAGGGCCUGCGUACUUGGUUGUGAGUGCCCAAUCUCUCUACAUGUGAGGCUUCUCUGUACAGGGCUAAUGUCUUAUCUUGGAACAGCAAGGAGGAGGGAUCAGGAGAAGCAGGGUCUGCCGUAGAGUUUGCAAUGGAAAUUCUUCAGAUCAGGAGACAAUUUCAGGUCCAACCACUGUGCUGUCAAACCUGGCUUCUAAGAAUAUUGUUACAAGCUCAAGAUUUCACUUUUCCAAACUAACUUUUUCUAUAAAUAAUUUUAUUUGUUAAGUUAAUUACAUAACGGGUACCUCAACAAGGUUCUUUUGUUGUGUCUGUUCCAUUUUUCACAUCUUUUUUUUUUAAGGCUGUCUAUUGAACACUAUACAAGGUAGUAUAAUAAGAAUUUGUUAUGGUUAUACUGGAAGAUAUCUGUGCAGCCUUAUAUGUAGCAUGACUAUUUAAGCAACUCAAUUGUUCUUAAGGUUGCCAGUUUCUGAGACAGAGACUGUAAUUGCAUUUUACAGCAUUUACAGAGACCCUUCUCCUUGCUUUGAUUGCAAUCAGGAAUUUCUAGUAUUACCCUGUAGCAGAGAGGUUGAAUGGAUUGCCCUGAAACCUAUACUCAGGCUUUGAAAUAUCAGCCUUGGUAAGGAACUGCCAACCAUUUCUUAUAAAACUGUUAAUAUUAGAAAAUGAUAACUUUGUUUACAUAAGUUUUUGUAACUUGGCAUGUGUACUAUGGCAUAUCUUUAUGUAGACAUUUUAUACAAAACAGGGGACUCCAAUCCUGUUCUACGAUUUUGUAAAUGUCACUCUUUCUAAAACUUGUAUACUGUAGUAUUUUUGCAGGGAACUUAGUUUUAUUAGGAUUUCUUCAACAAUUUAAAGUUGUCUAUUGAACAGUUUUUGAUUAAGCAGCACUUUGUUUUGCUGUUCAGUGUUGUAAAACAAAUCUUUCUGAAUCUUAAAAUAGUAAGACGAGGCAAUGAUGCACUAUCCAAAGGACUGUGACAUUUAAACAUAAAAGCACCAUUUUUGUAGAGAUUAGUUCCAUAAAGAUUUUCCCAGUAUUGAAACAUACUGCAGCUUCUUGCAGUAUGUUGGUAAAAUGGUUGGGAAGUUCUGCUCCAUUACUAGAGUCUGUGGAUUGGAGCAUCUGCUAGUUCUCACAUCACCUUUAGUUUAAUGAGAUUGACCCACUGGUUCAGCUACUUCUCUUUGCAUUACACUUGGCUUUAGAAGGGACUGAAAUGGAUUUUUGACGUUUUUACAGUAUUGACCCUUGAAAGAGUUGCUUGAUUAGGGAGAAAUUUACAAAGAAAAAUUAACAUGGCUUCCUCUCAGGGAUUUGAGGUGGGGUGUGGGGGGGGGGCGGGGCGUGUUUGGUAGUCCAAAGACUGUAAAUAAAUGAGAGACAUGUCAAAAAAGGGAGAUGUUGUUGGCACAAUAUUUGUUUUCUUUACUGCUGUAAAUGUUUCUGCAUAUGUAUUACAUGAUACCAGUCAAAGUUUUAAUUUAUAAUAAUUGUCCUACCCAAUCUAGUUCCUGCAGGUCAGGUUGGGCCCAAGUUUCUUCUCUAAUAGUUUAGUUACCCACUACAAGGGGUAUCCAUAUCCCUCUUUCCCAUUAUGUAUUACUAUUGUACUGUAUUGAUUUGGGUUUGAAGCUUUCUUGAUGGGCUUUUCUGAAGCGUGAAUCAGCAUGCAGUUACUGUUUAUUUUUCCUCAUUGACAGUAAAAAAAUAAA
Molecule: messenger RNA, 4560 nt
Organism: Eublepharis macularius
Lineage: Eukaryota; Metazoa; Chordata; Lepidosauria; Squamata; Eublepharidae
Gene: SLC22A4
Product: solute carrier family 22 member 4
Exons: 10
Coding region: 207-1874 (555 amino acids)
Biological process (GO): transmembrane transport; carnitine transport
Cellular component (GO): membrane
Molecular function (GO): transmembrane transporter activity; ATP binding
Source: RefSeq, a predicted model, not a curated record